Molecule: messenger RNA, 4848 nt
Organism: Solanum tuberosum (potato)
Lineage: Eukaryota; Viridiplantae; Streptophyta; Magnoliopsida; Solanales; Solanaceae
Product: pentatricopeptide repeat-containing protein At3g09040, mitochondrial
Exons: 5
Coding region: 129-3215 (1028 amino acids)
Biological process (GO): RNA modification
Molecular function (GO): RNA binding; protein binding
Source: RefSeq, a predicted model, not a curated record
AGAGAUGAAAAUCAAUCUUUUGAUUAAUUUCUCUAUACUAUGUAUUUACAUCAAAUUAUGCGCAGUAAACAUUUCUUUAUACCCCUAUCAACUCAACCCGCCAAAACGACCCAAUCGAAUUUCUGUCGAUGCGUCACAUAGUUUCCUCUCUCAGACAACAUUCUCUACUUCUCCAUCGCCGUCGCAAAUUCUCGGCAACCGCGCCGGCGAAACAGUCCAGAAACGAAGACCCAGAACCUCAAUCAGCUCCAAUUACUCUCCUAUACAACAAUCUCCUGAAAAUAUGUCUACAGGAAUGCAAGAACCUUCAGUCCCGCCGGGUGUUCGACGAAAUGCCCCAGAGAGCUGCACGUGCUGUGAAAGCUUGCAAAACCAUCCAUUUGCAGAGCCUGAAACUUGGGUUUGCUUCACAAGGACAUUUGGGGAAUUCCAUUGUGGAUUUAUACGCCAAAUGUGGAGACAUGGUUUCGGCUGAGAAAGCAUUUUUCUGGCUUGAGAACAAGGAUAGUAUUGCUUGGAAUUCAAUUAUAUUGAUGUAUUCGCGAAAUGGGUUGUUGGAGAAUGUUGUAGAAGCUUUUGGGUCGAUGUGGAAUUCUGGAGUGUGGCCGAAUCAGUUUAGUUAUGCUAUUGUUUUGUCUGCUUGUGCUAGGCUAGUGGAGGUUGAGAUUGGAAAACAAGUGCAUUGUAGUGUGGUGAAAACAGGGUUUGAGUUUGAUUCUUUCACUGAAGGUUCUCUUAUUGAUAUGUAUGCAAAAUGUGGUUAUUUGAUUGAUGCUCGGAGAAUCUUUGAUGGGGCGGUGGAGCCGGACAAUGUUUCUUGGACAGCAAUGAUUUCUGCUUAUAUUCAAGUAGGUCUACCUCAAAAAGCAAUGGAGGUGUUUGAGGAGAUGCAGGAACGAGGGUGUGUGCCGGAUCAAGUGGCAUCCGUGACCAUCAUAAAUGCAUGUGUGGGACUAGGUAGGCUUGAUGCUGCUCGUCAAUUGUUUACUCAGAUUACUAGUCCAAAUGUUGUGGCAUGGAAUGUGAUGAUUUCUGGUCAUGCCAAGGGAGGGAAAGAGGUGGAAGCUAUACAGUUUUUUCAAGACAUGAUUAAAGCUAGCAUUCGACCCACACGUUCUACCUUGGGAAGUGUUUUGAGUGCAGUUGCAAGCGUUGCAAAUUUAUCCUUUGGCUUGCAGGUCCAUGCUUUGGCAGUUAAACAGGGAUUAGAAUCCAACGUCUAUGUUGGGAGUUCUUUGAUUAAUAUGUAUGCCAAAUGUCAAAAGAUGGAAGCUGCAAGCGAAAUAUUUAAUAGCUUGGGAGAGAAAAAUGAGGUGUUGUGGAAUGCAUUGCUUGCAGGUUAUGCACAGAAUGGCAGUGCUUGUAAAGUUGUGAAGUUAUUCAGGAGUAUGAGACUAUCUAGUUUUGAAACUGAUGAGUAUACUUACACUAGCAUACUGAGUGCAUGUGCUUGUUUGGAAGAUGUGGAAAUGGGGCGGCAACUGCACUCAAUUAUCAUUAAGAAUAAAUUUGCAUCUAAUUUAUUUGUUGGAAAUGCAUUAAUAGACAUGUAUGCCAAAUGUGGGGCUCUAGGUGAUGCCAGGCGUCAGUUUGACAAAAUGCUAAUGAGAGACCAUAUUUCCUGGAAUGCAAUAAUAGUUGGCUAUGUACAGGACGAAGAAGAAGAAGAAGCUUUUAUCAUGUUCCACAAAAUGACAUUGGAAAGGAUUAUUCCUGAUGAGGCAUGUUUGGCUAGCGUACUCAGUGCCUGUGCCAAUAUUCACGAUCUUAAUAAAGGGAAACAAGUUCAUUCCUUGCUGGUUAAAUAUGGUCUAGAAAGUGGCCUUUUUGCUGGAAGCUCCCUUGUUGACAUGUAUUGCAAGUGUGGUAACAUUACUUCUGCCAGUGAGGUUUUCUUUUGCCUUCCUGAUCGAAGUGUGGUGUCUACUAAUGCUUUAAUUUCUGGCUAUGCUCAGACAAACAUUAAUUAUGCGGUGCGUUUAUUCCAGAAUAUGCUUGUUGAAGGACUAAGGCCUUCGGAAGUGACAUUUGCUAGCAUUCUAGAUGCAUGUAGUGACCAGGCUUACAUGCUUGGGAGGCAAUUGCACUCUUUCAUUUUAAAGCUUGGAUUUUCAUACGAUGAUGAAUUCUUGGCAAUCUCUUUGAUAGGCAUGUAUUAUAACUCCAGAAAAUUAGAAGACGCGAGCUUUCUCUUCUCAGAGUUUACCAAGCUAAAUAGCCCAGUUCUGUGGACUGCUAUGAUAUCCGGCAAUAUUCAAAAUGACUGCGGUGAGGAAGCUUUGAUUGGUUAUCAGAAAAUGCGCAAGUUUAAUGUCAUGCCAGAUCAGGCAACUUUUGCCAGUGCCUUAAAAGCGUGUUCGACCUUGGCUUCUAUGCAGGAUGGCAGGAAAAUUCACUCUCUCAUUUUCCAUACUGGUUUUGACAUGGAUGAAUUGACCAGUAGCUCCCUAAUAGAUAUGUAUGCUAAAUGUGGGGAUGUUAAAUGUUCAGUGCAAGUGUUUAGUGAAAUGGUCAGCAAGAAAGACAUUAUCUCAUGGAACUCUAUGAUAGUUGGCUUUGCAAAAAAUGGUUUUGCGGAAGAUGCACUGAAAGUCUUUGAAGAAAUGAAGAGGGAAUCUGUGAAGCCUGAUGAUAUCACAUUCCUUGGGGUUCUGACUGCUUGUAGCCAUGCAGGAAUGGUAUCUGAAGGUCGUCAAAUCUUCAAGGAUAUGACUAGCCUCUAUGAUGUUCGGCCACGUGCCGAUCACUGUGCCUGUAUGGUUGAUCUGCUUGGUCGUUGGGGAAAUCUCAAAGAGGCAGAGGAAUUUAUUGAAAGAUUAGAUUUUGAACUAGAUGCUAUGAUAUGGUCUGCUUACCUUGGUGCUUGCAAAUUACACGGGGAUGAUAUAAGGGGACAGAAGGCUGCUGAAAAGCUUAUUGAGUUGGAACCCCAAAAUUCCUCUUCAUACAUACUGCUAUCUAAUAUAUAUGCUGCAUCAGGCAAUUGGGGUGGAGUUAACUUCUUAAGGAAAGAAAUGAAAGAGAGAGGAGUGAGGAAGCCUCCUGGCUGCAGUUGGAUUAUAGUGGGGCAGAAAACAAAUAUGUUUGUUGCAGGGGAUAAAUUUCAUCCUUGUGCGGGUGAAAUUCAUGCACUUUUGAAAGAUUUGACUGCAUUAAUGAAAGAUGAAGGCUAUUUUGCUGAUAUAGGAUCUGUAAUGGAUGGUAGCGUGAACUAAGCAAACCCCAGACCUGCCUGGGACAAUACCGCAGUCCGAUAAUGUGAAGAAAUGAACCUCGACCCUAACUCAACCCCAACAACUAGCUAAUAAAGUGAGGCUUGCGUAAAAUCAUACAAGGAGACAAAUAAUCCCGUCUCUCACUGAUAUGGGACUCUUAACAUCCCACGCCCAAGACGGAAUAUUUGGAGCAUGGACUAUAUAACAUGGAACCCUAACAUUGACCGAUAAACCAAGAUUUGAAUGGGUUUGGCGUAUCAUGUGAAGAAAUGGACCUUAGGCCUAAUUCGACUUCAAAAUAUUCUGGUAAGGUGAGUAUUUUCCAGGACUGCAUAGAAAGGGAAUCAUCCCAUCCACAGAGAUGUGGGACUCUUAACUGAUGAAGUUUGUUAAGAGUUGAGGCCACAGUAGUCAUGUGCUUGUUUGUAUGAGAUUAUGCAAUGAUCAUGUCCUUAAUGACUUGCAAGUUUGUCACAUUUCUUGUGUGGAAAACAGCUUGGAAAAAUAGAUUCUUAUUGGCGUUUGGUUAAUUUACUGGAUCAACUCAGUCCUUUGCUUUAUGUUUUGUUGUGAAUUGGCUUAUGUAAUAUCUGCUGCUUUCUUAAAAUAAGAAAUUGGUGUGACAGAAUUUCUGUUAUAAAGAUUUGUUUUUUUAAUAGGAGAGCAUUUGAAUGAGCCUAAUUUGAAGUGUUUUAGAGAAAAAGAGGCUAAAGUUCGAAUUUUUUUGAGGUUUAGUGAGAUGGGCGUGUGGUGGUUUUGUGGAUUGGUCAUUUUGGGUUUGGUAGUUGGAGGAAAAGGGUAUACAGAGGAGGAUUUAGUGAAGGCAUUGCCUGGACAACCUAAGGUUGGUUUUAGGCAAUAUGCAGGGUAUGUGGAUGUAAAUGUGAAAGCUGGGAGGAGUUUGUUUUACUACUUUGUUGAAGCUGAGGUGAAACCUGAUGAUAAAACUCUAACUCUUUGGCUCAAUGGAGGACCAGGUUGCUCAUCAAUUGGUGGAGGUGAUUUUACAUAGUUGGAACCAUUCUUUCCCACAGGUAACGGUCGAGGUCUUCGAAGAAAUUCAAAAUCAUGGAAUAAAGCAUUAAAUCUCCUCUUUGUUGAAUCUCCAGCUGGAGUAGGCUGGUCAUACUCUGAUACAAGUUCAGACUACACCACUGGUGAUGCAAAACUGCAAUGGAUAUGCAUAUAUUCAUGAUGGAAUGGGUGAAGAAAUUCCCAGCGUUCAAAUCAAGGGAACUAUAUGGCACAGGAGAGAGUUAUGCAGACAUCAAAGAGUUGGUUAUGCUGGACAAAUGAUUGAUUGGAUCAUGCCAAUCAGUAUUAACGCUUGGCUAUGGAAUGAUCAGCAAGCUUCUCACUUCCCUACUCAAAAAGGGUAUUUUUGAGUGGUCAGAUGCCGCAACUAUCAUUGCCUUUGAGACCUUGAAGGAUGCCAUUCAUGGUGGAGGUAGAUGCUAUGGUACUGGGGCUAUCCGUUUGCAGGAUUAGUGAGUGCAAAACACACUAUAAAUUAUAUGAUUCGCUAGUCAAAGAUAUUAUAGUUUAAGAUCAUCUCGAUCCAUAGGGAUUGGUUUUAGUAAUAUAUAAUUAUGAUCUUGUUCAUUGUUAUGAUAUCCAGAAAAUCAAACUUGAA